Linum trigynum is the source of this 2575-nucleotide messenger RNA. NCBI's taxonomy places the organism in Eukaryota, Viridiplantae, Streptophyta, Magnoliopsida, Malpighiales, Linaceae. The record is from the annotation of a GenBank genome assembly.
CAAUAGAGCCUUCACCAGUUCUCUUCUCUCUUUCGUUCCCAAUCUCAUCCCUUCCUCUCCCCACUCCAGAACCUUCCCUCUCCCUCUCCCUCUCUCCAUCCUUCCGCCGUCGGUAUCACCGGCCGAUAUCUGACUAAUCUGGCGAACUCCGACGAGCUGGCAGAGCUGGAAAGGAAGAACCGAGAGGUGGUUCUUUCGCUCUAUGAAGCCUUGAGCUGCCGCGACGUCGAAACCAUCACCAAGAUCCUCGCCCGCGACCUCGAGUGGUGGUUCCAUGGCCCUCCUUCCCACCAGUUUAUGAUGCGAUUGCUCACCGGCGCCGACAACAACAACAACAACAACAGCAACAUCAAAGAUCAGUCGAUUCAGUCCUCCUUCUCCUUUUCCCCCAAAUCGAUCGCCUCCUUCGGCUCGAUCGUGAUCGCCGAAGGCUGCGAUUCGGAGCGCGGGAUCUACUGGGUCCACGCCUGGACCGUCACGGAUGGGAUAAUUACCCAGGUCAGGGAGUACUUUAACACGUCUCUCACCGUCACGCGCCUCUCCAAAAUCGGCCGUUCAAGGUCAAAGUCCAGGUCGUCAGCAUCAUCGACGGUUGAGAUUGCUUCCGUGCAUUACUGCCCUUCCGUCUGGGAGAGCAGCCUCUCCAAUCUGGUGGGGAAGUCCGUUCCGGGGCUCGUUCUCGCUAUCUGAAUCUGAGCCGUCCAUCAAACACACGCCCGCAUCCCUAGAAAAUAAUAUUAUUAAUUAUUUAUUGGGUGAAUAAAGAAGGUGUGCCACGUGUGUGUUUGAGUCGCGGCGCGAGCGGAGAUGUAAGGCCUUUACCCUUAAGGCCGUGUUUGUUUGGCAAUUUGGUCCGUUUGUGGUCAUAGACUCUAGCUAAGGUUGCUCUGUUUCUAGUUCUAUCUCUCUCGUGUAAUGUCGGUGUGGUGUUAUCUUCGUGUCGGAAUAAAAUUGUGCGAUUUUAACAAAUUAUUAAUAGCUUCUUCGAAUUUUAUUUGGUAAAGCUAACGAUUUAAGGAAUAAUGAAUAUGCGACAUAGUAUAUUGUAUGAUUCGAAUACACUAUAUGCUAUCAUGAACACUACGAGCGACAUAGUAUAUUGUAUGAUUCGAAUAUACUAUAUGAUAUCAUGAACACUACGAGGAACAUGUUUGGAGGAUUCGAUAAAGCCGUCGGAGUUAGGCUCUCUUGUCAUGGCUGAUGUGGAGAGAGAGAUUCGGUUUCAUCCUAGGAAAAAUAUGUUAUUUGUGUAUAUAAUUACUAGGCUUUUGCAGUAGUGAGCUUUUAUUUUAUGAUAAGCGCGUGUAUAAAGGAACUGAUAAUUAAUUAAUGAAAGUAAAAAUUGUAGUCGGUGGGCCGUCGCAUGCCGGCGGUGGUGGACCAGACCGGAGAGUUGAACUUUUGAACGUCCAAUCUCCAAUGUAUUCCAACGGGGAAGUUGUGUCUCUGCCAUUAUCGCCCCCAUUUAACACAAUCGCUGCUCCACCAUUGUCCCAAAGUUAUUGUCGCUUUCGCAUUUCCGGCGAUUUUAUUUUAGGUUAAGUUAUAUUUAUUAUAUAUUGGGGAAUGGGGCUGUCAUCUUCAACUUUAUGAGAUAGAUAGUAUGGGAAUCAUGGUCUAUGAAAUCGUACUAUACUGGCGGUUCAACCACAAAAUAUUAGUAUAGGAGGUUAAACUGGUAGACGGUAUUUAACGGUACUAAUGGUUGAACUACAGUUAAAUUAUGAUUUUGUCAUUAAUUAUCCUAUCGCUGACUUUUCCAGUACGAUCUCCGGCCAGUAUGGUUUCAUGAACCAUGAUGGGAAGUGGAACAAAAGGAGAACAUUUCCAUUGCCAAUUUGCUAUUUUCUUAGAGAAUUACCAUUUUCCCUGGAAAACUGAAACCUAAUUGCAUCAUCAAGUGAGAAACUCUACCAAUUGAGCUAUAUCCCAAGGGUGAGGUGGAACAUGCAAAAUGAGUCACAUACUUCUAUUUUUUUUCCCAUCUAAAUUAGAUUUAUUGUAAAAGAAUUUUGAUAGCUACCUAAGACACUAACACAAAGAUCUUUUUUAUGGCAAUUGCGCAUACUUAUCAGUUAUAUCACAGACUCGCUCUCAUAUUUUUAGCUUUCUUCUUUCUUAAUUUGUGUUGUUUCCUUCAAAUCCAAGCCCACCUGUUUAGCACAUUGGCUGUGGUCCAACAACAAUUUAGGUUGCUAUCCUAGUUGCUUUAUCAAUACACAAUGAUGCUGCCUUCCAAGUUACAACUGGUCUUUUGUUCUCAAGAAGACGAUCGAGCAAUAUAAUCGGCAGCCUUUUUGCUUUCGAACACCAGCAUAUGGAAGCAAAAGGAUCGAAUAAAGAAGCGAAUAUCCUGAAUAACUAUUUCUACGUAACAAACAGAAGGGUCUCCUCCCUUUGUCCUUUAUCACCACCAAUCUGUUGCACUAAGUUUUGGAAUAUGUUGAAAUAUUGGUGGUAGUGACUAAUUUCAAAAAAAAAAAAAUGUGAGUCACUAGAAGUCUAGAACUAGAUGAUAUGUGUUAUAAUGGAGUAGACAAUCGACAAUACAAAGAAAUAAACGGCACAUGAAUUU